CAACCCAGGAGUCCUGGCGCGUGCAGUCGGUUAAGAGGGCCAGCUAGGUAAAUUACCUGGUAUGUGACUUCUGAAGUACUGGUAGAGGUCGAAAAGUAGAAAGUUUUGUCUGUUUACAGAAUCGUUCAACAUGAAUAAAAAUCUGCGUCUGUGCGCAUGCUGUACUGUUCUAUUUGUGGCGAUAAGUGUUGGGCUACUGAUUGCGGUCAUUGUGCUAGCAGUGCAACUGGAACAACUCAAGGACCAGCAGCCGCAACCACGUGCAACCAACGACUGGCGUAAAACUCCUGCAACCCCCUCGGUAUUUGACACCCUUACAGAGAGUGAAAUCACAGAAAUACGAGAUUUCCUUCACAGUAGGCCUGAGCUAAAUUUGGUGCCUGUAAACCGGGCAGAUAUGGGCAGCAACUACAUAUAUAUGAUGGAGCCAGUACUCCCUAAGAAGACAGACGUAUUACGGCACUUGGACAGUGGCGGGGCAAUGCCGGCGCGCAGUGCCCGCGUCAGCUGCUUCAUGGGAGGAGAAAACCCCCCGGUUAUCAAAGAAUUCAUCGUCUCUCCAGUCCCAAACGUUGCCCAGUACAAAGACUCCGACAAUCCUGCAGAGCGGCGCCCAAUUCCUUGGCACACCAGACCCUCUAACCCAGUGGAACUCUCAGCUAUUGACACAGCAUUGCUCAAACCAGUAACGAAAGAACUGUUCCCUAUUCUUAAGGAAACAUACGGAUAUUGGUACCACAACUGUACCGAUCGCUGCUUGGUGUUUAACUUCGUGCCAAGGGGUAUCAGGGACGGCGACAGGCACAUGCUAAUUUGGGGGUUCCGCAGCAAGAUAGACGGCUACUACCUUUGGCCAGUUUCUCUCUUGCUGCUUGUUGACGUCAACGGGAAUGAUCCCACACACUACAAAUUGACCAGGUUGUACUACGAAAAUCGCGCUUAUGGGAGCACAGAAGAGUUACUUGCCGCCUACAGUACUUUACCUAAACACACCUAUCCCUUCCCCACAGCAGGCGCCACGUAUGGUUCCCCCGACCUGCGGGGAGAGAGAAAGGCUAACUGGAAGAAACUACCCAAGCAAACCGAGCCAGACGGAAGGCGGUACACUGUGGAUGGACAGAAGGUGAAAUACCUGGAUUGGGAGUUUAACUUCAGACUGAGAGCUGUUACAGGAAUUCAGGUGAUGGACAUCAGGUUCAGAGGCGAGAGGCUAGCUUAUGAAAUCAGCAUGGCUGACGUGGCUGUCUACUACUCUGGAAACGAACCAUCUGGUUUAUUGGCCAGUUUUGUGGACGCCGGCUGGUCUCUCGGCACGCUCCACCAGCCCCUGAUAAAGGGAUACGACUGUCCGGAGAACGCCGCCUACUUCAACAACACCUUCUUCGAGUCUGGGACCGGAAAACCGCGGACCUAUGUCGAUGCUUUGUGUCUUUUUGAGCAAAACACUGGUCUGCCAGUGCGCCGUCAUCGCUCCAUUGAUUUCUACAAUCCAGACCAGUCCAAGUACUUCUAUAAGUUUAGUAUGCCCGGUUCUGUGCUGAUUCUUCGCGGUAUCCCUACGGUGUGGAAUUAUGACUACAUCUUUGACUUUGUGUUUCAUCCAAACGGUGUUAUUGAAGUGAAGGUGGCGUCAACAGGAUAUAUACAGACGUUCACGUACCCGUUAGGAGGGAACAGCCCCUACGGGAACUUUGUGAACCGGGACUUCGGUAUAUUGGCCAACCUGCACCAUCAUCUCUUCAACGUAAAGGUAGAUUUCGACAUCGGUGGACAACAGAACCGGUUUGAAACCUGGGACCUGCAGUUAGAGAACAGGACCAACCCUCUAGCCCCAGAGGAGAGGUGGCUGCAGAAAAGGACAGCAGUUAACCUUCGUAAAACAGAGAGUGAGGCACUCAUAAAAUACAAAUUUGAGGAACCCAAGUACUAUGUUAUGUACAACCAGCAGCGAAAUAACACAGCCGGCUACGCUCGUAGUUAUCGCAUCUAUGCCAAUGGUUUCUCCAAGGUGAUGCUGCCAGAAGGGUGGUACUCUGAAAACGGGAUCCCUUGGGCUCGCCACCAGGUGACUGUCACCAAAUACAAGGACAACGAGGACACCACGGCUUCCAUUUACAACCAAGCCGAUCCCUACAACCCCGUCAAAAACUUUGAGAAGUUUUACGGCGAUAACGAGGGUAUCGUGGAUCAAGACCUCGUGGCCUGGGUCUCCCUUGGUCUUCAGCAUAUCCCUGUCAUGGAGGACAUCCCUGUAACCACAACACCCGGAAAACAGCUCUCUGUGGUCCUCGCGCCGCUAAAUUACUUCGAUGAAGACCCUUCUAUGACGUCACAAGACGCCAUAGUGGAUCGACCCUAGCUGGGGUU
Molecule: messenger RNA, 2367 nt
Organism: Lingula anatina
Lineage: Eukaryota; Metazoa; Brachiopoda; Lingulata; Lingulida; Lingulidae
Product: putative amine oxidase [copper-containing]
Biological process (GO): amine metabolic process
Cellular component (GO): plasma membrane
Molecular function (GO): copper ion binding; primary methylamine oxidase activity; quinone binding
Source: RefSeq, a predicted model, not a curated record